AUAUUCCUAAUUUAUAAAAUAUAAUUAACAAUUAAUUUAAUUUUCUACAUCCCCUAAAAAAAAAAAAUUAAUUUUCUACUUAUUUUUACACGCAUCACAUACAUAUAAAAACUAGUAAUUCUAUACCCCCAGUCCCAAAGACACAAAACACGUCGGAAACAAAACUGCCAUGAUAUAAGAUGAUAGACCAAAACCACCCGGUGUAGCACAGUAGCACAGUAGCAGUUUCUCUCCCUUCCGCUCUUCUGACUUCUGAAUAUUAUCCCAAAAAAUCACGCCCCCUCAUAAAAGUUUCCCGCCUUUUUUUUAAUACUCCAUUAACCCUUUUCUUCCAUUCUCUACCCUCGCUUACUUUCUCACUCAAACUCUCAAUCAAACCCAGGAAAGAGAUUUUCAAAUUGAAAUGGCGCACUCGAUUUCAGAAAAAUCUUCUUCAAUUUAUGAUAACCCAGAAAAUAAUCUUCAGCCUUUCUUUGUUCUUCAUAGAGGGUGUUCUUCCUCCUCCGCCUCGUCGGCCCGCCCGAAAUCAAGGAGGAAAUUAAAUGAAGAAGCUGUAAAUGAAUUUGAUGAUCAUUAUCUCAACAAUUUAAGAAUUAGUGCUUUCCAUUCUGUGUGGUCCAACAUUGAAAGCACCAUUAAGAAUUCAUUUAAAGCAGUCAGAUCAUGUGGGGAACCAGGCUUUGCUGAAGCCACUCAGCCAUAUCCUAUAGCCCUCGAUGCCUCCUCGAAGCAGAUCUUCACUGGGCUUGUCUAUACUAAGAAUAUGGAGUUCGUUGAUGAUCAAAUUACCUUUGAAGAACUUAGAAAUCACUUGAAGUCUUGUGGCUGCCAUGUAGCUAACAUGUCUUCACUGGACUUCUCAGCUAAGAACGGGAUUGGUGGUUGUUUGAGUCGUUUAUUGAGAAAGUUUAUGAUGAUGACCCUGGAUGAUGCUGACAUGUCCAUUCUAGCAUCAUGGUAUUGUGGACGAAGUGAGUGUAUGCCAGUGGUCAUAAUCAUUGAAGAUAUGGAGAGAUGUUGUGCUUCAGUCUUGUCUGAUUUUAUUCUGAUGUUAAGCAAAUGGGUGGUUAAAAUUCCAGUCAUCUUGGUAAUGGGAAUUGCCACAACGCUUGAUGCUCCAGGAAAUAUACUAUCUUCAAAUGCUCUGCUGUGUAUCCGCACUAGUAAAUUUAUACUGGGAUCUCCAUUUCAAAGAAUGGAUGCUAUUGUUGAAACUGUUCUUCUAAGGCCUUGUUCAUGGUUCAAUGUUGGCCACAAGGUGGCUCUUUUCAUGAGAGACUAUUUUCUGAAACAUGAUGGAACCUUGACUUCUUUUAUAAGAGCUUUAAAGAUUGCUUGUAUGCAGCAUUUUUCUUCAGAGCCUCUAAGCUUCCUGCUGAAAGACUUGGGUGCUGAAAAUGAUUUUCAGGAAAUCUGGAAGGAGAAACAUGUCGAUAUGCAGAACAUGGUGUUGAAGCAUUCUUCUCAACUUUGUUCUUGCGGAAGUGAUAAAGAUGGUGAACCCACCAGUGAAAACUUAGUCGAUGCUAUCAGAGAACUGAAGAGACUGCAGCGACGCUGGGCUACUGUUGUCCUGUGCCUACAUGAAGCUGGAAAGCCCUUAAAUGUACAGCUGUUAGAUUUGUAUAGUGAGGCCCUUGAUCCUGAUAUGCCUAAAUCGAGUACUUCUUAUGACCAAGGGACUUCUUCAAGGAAUGGGUGUUUUUCUAGUCAAGAUGGUGGCUCUUUCAUACGAGCUUCCAUUUUCAAAACAGUGCAUAAGGUAAGGGAUCUUCCACCAGCAGCGCUGUCUGAACUGCUUAAUAGCUGGGAGAGACAUGCUGAUGAUGCAUGUGAGAUUUGCGAUAAAGUCAAGGAGUUGCAAGUUUUGAUGAAUUCUGUGGAUAGCAAGAGCUCAGGAAGUGAUUUGGUGAAUGUUUCCUUGAGGUUUUCUUCCCGAGGGACAGAUGCACCUAAAGAUCCAAAAGUAUUGAAUGAAAAAGCUGUUGCAUUGAUUGAAUGGAUGCUUCGAGAUCAGAUGAAGCCCAUUGAGUCUUUGCCCUUUCACGAAAUCUUGUGCUUUAAGAAGGUUGACAAGCUUCAAACAGCCUUACUGGGUGAUCCUAGAAAAAGAAUUCAAGCUGAUCUGCUGGAGGUCCGUAAAUAUUUGCGCUGCGGCUGCUGCAGUAGCAGAGAAAGCAGAUUGCUGCCAUCUCUUCAUGACACUUCAAUUUUGUAUAUUCUGGCUCAAGAGCAUGGUGAUAUCAUUAAUGUUCACGAUUGGUUCCAAUCUUUCAAGGCCAUUCUCGUAAAUCCAUCUAUCAAAGCUAGGAGUAAGUCAAAGCAUUCUUCAACACCUAAGAAAAAGAAAAAUAUUGAACAUUCGGAUAGCUACAGUGCAGCGGCAAUUCAAGCACGUUUCUGCAAGGGAGUUUUAGAGCUCCAGGUUACUGGACUACUUCGAAUGCCUACGAAAAGGCGCCCAGACUUUGUGCAGAGAGUGGCCUUUGGACUGUAACAAGUCAUAAUUAUUACUCGUGCCUGAAAUUGCAUCUAUGCCAUGAAUUCCAGACUUUUAGCCUGCAGAAUUAUCGGUGCUUGCAUGUUGUACUUUGUAGAUCAAAACAGAGAGAGAUGUGAAGAAGACCUUGUCAAUACUAAAAUCACAUUAUCACGGACCAUGUUGGUUCAGCUUAUGUAAGCUUCAUAUCAAGACGUGUGCAUAUGAUAUUUUACGCUUUAGAAUUGGUUCCGCUGCCCAUUUCCUGGUGGGCAAUAGAAGUACUUUGUAACAUAGAAGUAUACGGUUUCUUAAUUUUAAUGAAUUGUCAUAAGCACGUCAUUAGUAAAUACUUCAAGUUUUCCAGUAUCUAUCGGGAUAUAAAUUUGAAGAAGUUUCAUAACA
Messenger RNA from Beta vulgaris subsp. vulgaris (sugar beet), 2884 nucleotides. RefSeq names its product origin of replication complex subunit 3. Gene Ontology annotation, molecular function: DNA replication origin binding. The transcript has 19 exons. Gene Ontology annotation, biological process: DNA replication; DNA replication initiation. The coding region runs from base 404 to 2497 and encodes 697 amino acids. NCBI's taxonomy places the organism in Eukaryota, Viridiplantae, Streptophyta, Magnoliopsida, Caryophyllales, Amaranthaceae. Gene Ontology annotation, cellular component: nuclear origin of replication recognition complex; nuclear pre-replicative complex; DNA replication preinitiation complex. The record is from RefSeq and is a predicted model, not a curated record.